UGCUGCUCUAAGGUUUAUCCACGAGAUGGCUCUGCACCCCACUGUUGGCUGUAGUGUUCUCCAGUGGUUCUGUCUCAGGUAUGGUUCCGCCCAUUCCUCUCAUUCCCCUUCACGGAUCCAGUCACGGCCCAAAUCGCUCUCAACAUGCCACCGUCGUGUUCCUCUGCAGUCCCAUGACUCUUUCAACGACUACUGCUGUAACUUCAUUCAAUGAUUUCGUUUUUUUUUUUUAUUGUUUUGAGAACAUUUCAGGUCAUAUUUUUUUUUUCUCCCAUCGUCGCUGAUCCAGGAAACCUUGAAAAUGUGGAUGUUGUGAUCGAAGGAAUGGCGGAAUGUUUAUAACUUUUUUUAAAUAUUAGAUAGUGAAUUUUGUGUAACAUCGACCUGGGUUUAAAAAAUGGGAUUACAACACCUCAUUUGCUGUUUGCUUGUUGCUGCUUGUGUUGGGCUCAGUUCGGCAAGUCCAACUAGCUGUGAUGAAGUGCGAAAAGUUUUUCAUCUGCGGCAGAUUGGACCAGUGAAAUCACUGCCGGAGAGACCGAGAGAAGGUUCGGACCUCCAGGUGUGCCAGUCCAGGAACCUGACAUGCUGUACUAAGAAGAUGGAGGACAGGUACCAGGUGGCGGCCCAACGGGAUGUUCAGAACCUCCUCCAGACCUCCUCCGCCAGCCUCAAGUUCCUCAUCUCCAGGAACGUAGCAGCCUUCCAAGAAACCUUUGAGUCUCUGAUGAAGGCAUCAGAGAACCUCACCAACCUUCUCCUCCAGGCGUCGUACCGUGACAUGGCCGGGGAGGCGUCGGUUCCGGUGAGAGAGUUGUUCGCUGACGUCGGCCUCUUCCUCAUCGGCUCCGACCUCGACGUCGACGACGUCACCAGCCGCUUCUUCGACGCCCUCUUCCCGUUGGUCUACAACCGCGUCGUCGACCCCGGCCUCGGCCACGUCGCCCCCGGAUACUCCGAGUGCGUCCGCUCCGCCCGCCGCGAUCUGACCCCGUUCGGCUCCUCUCCGGGACUCCUAGCCAAUCAGAUCGGGAGGUCCGGGGUCGAGGGUCGCGUGCUGUUACAGGCGUUGCACCUCGGCGUUGAGGUGAUCAACACCACGGACCACCUGGUGUUUAGCAGGGAGUGUCGUAAAGCUCUGCUCAGGAUGCAGUACUGUCCCCACUGCCACGGAUUCACCCUCUCUAAACCCUGUAUGGGCUACUGCCUCAACGUGAUGCGAGGCUGUCUGGCUAGCAUGGCUGAGGUGGACCCCCAUUGGAGAGAAUUCGUAAGGUCGUUAGAGGGGCUGUCGGCCCGCAUGCACGGAACUCAGGACCUGGAGCAAGUGCUGCUGGGAGUUCACGCCGUCGUCCACGACGCCGUCGCACACGCUCAGAAGAACGGACCACACCUCUCUAGACAGGUGUAUAAAGUAUGUGGUCGCCCCAGUAGACAACCUGCCCAGUCGGUCAGUGACCAGAGGGACGGCGCUAGAGAGUCCAUCCCUCUCAAAGCCUCCGUCAGAGAAACAGGAAACGCCCUGGUUACCGUGACAACAGAGUUCCUGAACAGUCUACGUUUGUACCGUACCUUCUACGGUGGCCUGGCGGACCAGCUGUGUGUGAACCAGCUCGCCUCCGCUGAUGGACUGGCCUGCUGGAACGGCGCUGAUGUGGUCAAGAGCUAUACUCUGAGAGUGGUGGGUAACGGGAUUAAGGCCCAGGCUGCUAAUCCGGAGGUUAAAGUGAAGGACGAGGACCCAGUCAUCAACCAGAUCAUUGAUAAACUCAAGCACAUCAAUCAGCUGCUGCAGGGGAAGUCCAUCCCCAAGUUUGGAACGUUGGAUCUGAUCGAAACAGGAAGCGGCAAUGGUGAGGGGCGUGGCUACAGCGGAGACUGUGACGACGAGGAUGGGUGUGGCGGAUCAGGGGGGUGGAGAGGUCAAGAGGAAGGUCGUGACGGCCUCUAA
Molecule: messenger RNA, 1951 nt
Organism: Salmo salar (Atlantic salmon)
Lineage: Eukaryota; Metazoa; Chordata; Actinopteri; Salmoniformes; Salmonidae
Source: RefSeq, a predicted model, not a curated record